UUUGUGAUCUGCCGCCAGUGCCGCUUUGGCUGAAUUUACAUUUUACUGCAUUUUACUUUCAAUUUCAAUUUCUCUGCCUACAUUAUAGUCUUUUAUUUGUUCUAGUAUUUAAAUUAAUUCAUCAAUUUUAAUUAGUAACGCCUUUGAUUACAUAAAUUAUACGACACUUCAUCACAAACAUGGUUGAUGUACCAGAAGUAAGCACAACCUCACCAUCUGAGCUGAUAGCGGCAGGAAGGAGACAUCUUGCCGUCAAAGACUACCAUGCAGCUACUGAAGCCUUGGCCACAGCAUGUGAACAGCUAGCCAAGGAACACGGAGAAUUGGCAGAUGAAUGUGCUGAAGCUUAUUUGUGGUAUGGUCAAGCUCUACUAGGGUUAUCAAGGGAAGAAAAUGGCGUGCUGGGUGAUGGAAUGCCAGGAACUAAUAAUGCUGAUGAAGACGAUGAAGAAAAUGAAGAAGAUGAAGAAGAGAAUGGAGAUGAAAAAGAAAAUGGGGAUGAAAAAGAUAGUGGUGAAGAAGAGAAAGCAGACGACAAUGGAGAAGAGAAGAAGGCAGAAAUAGUGGAGAAAAUUGAAGCUGAAUCCACCACAGAAGAUGCCGAACCAGGACCCAGUGAGGAUAAUGCGGAUGAACAACCGGGCACGUCAAAUGGAGAGACUCAUGAUGAGUCUGUUGUGGAUCUGGAAAACAAAGACGAAAUAGAUAAUUUACAGCUGGCCUGGGAAAUGCUCGACCUGGCUCGUAACAUCCUGGAGAAGCGUGCUGAGGGUUCAGCGGCCACCGAGACAAAGGCACUGCUGGCUGAUGUCCACCUGUACCUCGGGGAGGUGGCGCUCGAGAGUGAAACAUAUGACAAAGCGGUCACUGAUAUGUUGACAUGCCUGGAGAUUCAGAAAGAUCUGUAUGGACUUGAUAACAGAAGAAUUGCUGAGACUCAUUAUCAAAUUGGACUCGCCAAUUCUCUCGCUUCCAACUUCGAAGACGCGAUCUUACAUUUCAAGAACGCAGCAAACAUUCUGGAAACGAGAAUCAAGACUUUGGAGAGUCCCAACGUUGCCACCGAAGAUGUGUCCGUCAAGAAGUACUCCGCAAACGAUCCACUCUACUCCAUUGAUGGUGAAAUCAAGGAACUGAAGAGUCUACUGCCUGAGAUCCAAGAGAAGAUUCAGGAUAUGAUGGACUACAAGGCUGAGACAAAGAAAAGGCUCGCUGAGACGCUAUGUCCAUCCAACGGUAGCUCAUCCUUCUCCGGAUCCAACGGCUCUGGCUCCGGUGCCGGAUCAAGCAGCGACAAGCCAGCAGCAUCAGACAUCUCGCACCUCAUCAAGAGGAAACGGAAGAAUAGCGAGGAAACAGCAUCGCCGGCGAAGAGACUGAACGCGUGAAACGUUGAAUAAGCAUAGUAUGUAAGUGUAUAACUAUAGACAUAUACCCACUUAUUAAUAGAUAUUUAUACAGCGAAUAGUACAAGGUUUUGUCUUUGAACGGGGAACAACAGUACCAUCGAAGAAAUUAAUUCAUAGGCUGUUGACCCACGUCAUUUGGUU
Molecule: messenger RNA, 1550 nt
Organism: Aricia agestis (brown argus)
Lineage: Eukaryota; Metazoa; Arthropoda; Insecta; Lepidoptera; Lycaenidae
Gene: Nasp
Product: protein HGV2
Exons: 9
Coding region: 180-1388 (402 amino acids)
Biological process (GO): DNA replication-dependent chromatin assembly; CENP-A containing chromatin assembly
Cellular component (GO): nucleoplasm
Molecular function (GO): histone binding
Source: RefSeq, a predicted model, not a curated record